Messenger RNA from Phytophthora nicotianae INRA-310, 246 nucleotides. RefSeq lists its product as hypothetical. The transcript has 2 exons. The record is from RefSeq and is a predicted model, not a curated record. The coding region runs from base 1 to 246 and encodes 81 amino acids. NCBI's taxonomy places the organism in Eukaryota, Oomycota, Peronosporomycetes, Peronosporales, Peronosporaceae.
AUGGGCGUGGACGCGGAGGCGCUGGCUCAGCUGGCGGCCACGGGUCUGGCGGGGAUCUUCGCAGGCGCGUCCAUGUACAUCAGUGUGGCGCAGCACCCGGCGCUCAUGGAGACGGACGCGCUGGUAUUCCAAGCGCCGUUCUUCCGACGAAUGUACUUCUACGCGGCGCGAAUGCAGGGACCUGUGGCGCGUGGUUACAAAAGCAGCGCGGGCCACACGCAGGAAUGCCGCGCCUUUGGCUCAUGA